Molecule: messenger RNA, 293 nt
Organism: Staurois parvus
Lineage: Eukaryota; Metazoa; Chordata; Amphibia; Anura; Ranidae
Source: the annotation of a GenBank genome assembly
CCUGCUUGUGCGCGCUCCCCGUUGCACAGUGGAACACCGAUCGUUAGCGUGGCAACACGAUCCUCCAGACACAGCAGAACACCGAUCGCUGUACGGGACCUCUCUGUGAGGUCCCGAUCAUGUGAUCACUGAUUGGCCAAUCAGUGAUCACAUGAAUAGUAGUAAGCAAGAUGUCACUUCUGACAUCAUUGCUUACUACGUGUGAAAUCUGAAUGAUCACAGAGGUCACAUGGUACAAGGCUAUUCACAACAGCCUUGUACCAUGUGACAAGCUGUGACCAAUCACAGCUCAC